AUGGGAGCCUGGUGGACCUGGCCUGAAAACUUCGAUGCUCCAUUGGUUUUUUACCUGACAGAAGAACAGGAGAAAGACAUAUUCGGCCCAGGGGAUGCAUUCCUCCCCUGCAUUGAGAAACACAGCCACACCCUCAUUCAGCUGGAGCCCUGGUUCACAGCCACAGGCCACACUCAAGUCACUGUGGUGGGUCCACCAAAGGCCAGGCAGUGGCUCAGGAACAUGGCUCAGUAUUUGGGGCACCAGGAUGCUCGUUGUCAAGCCCAAGGUUUGGAAAUGCUGCAGCAUGUCCGGAGCCAGCCCCUCACCAAGGAGGAUUUGGCCUUUUCUUUCAUUGCUUCCCUGAUACCAUGCUUCUGUUUUGGCAACCACGAUGAGUGA
This is a messenger RNA of Dipodomys spectabilis (banner-tailed kangaroo rat), 381 nucleotides long. Its product is annotated as putative KHDC1-like protein. The record is from RefSeq and is a predicted model, not a curated record. Lineage: Eukaryota; Metazoa; Chordata; Mammalia; Rodentia; Heteromyidae. The coding region runs from base 1 to 381 and encodes 126 amino acids. The transcript has a single exon. Gene Ontology annotation, molecular function: RNA binding. Gene Ontology annotation, cellular component: cytoplasm.